Messenger RNA from Melampsora larici-populina 98AG31, 1617 nucleotides. RefSeq lists its product as uncharacterized. The record is from RefSeq and is a predicted model, not a curated record. NCBI's taxonomy places the organism in Eukaryota, Fungi, Basidiomycota, Pucciniomycetes, Pucciniales, Melampsoraceae. Bases 1 to 1617 code for a protein of 538 amino acids. The transcript has 6 exons.
AUGCGUCUAACUCGAGCAGCUUCUAGUAAGAACAAACAUCAGAACAAACGGACCAAUGACACCAAUUGUGAAACGGACAUUACCUCGACUGGAGCCCCUCAAAAGCGUAAACAACACAAAGCAAACCCUGCACAACCACCUGCUGCCAAGGAGAACAAUACCACCCCCACUGACAGCAAUCAAAACCCUACCGGGCCGCGAGACUCUGAUUCCAAACCCCCGCCUGAAGAAUCCAUCGAAGAUUUGGCUAGCAUGGGCCAGAAAGAUGUUGUAUUGUUUGAAUCGACUGUCAAUAUCAAUAACUUUCUGAAGAUGGGAAGACCAUGGCCCGUCCAACGUAUUCAAGGUGUCAUUGAUGCCAGAGGGAAGUAUCAAGAAACCUCUCACAUUCCACCCGAGAUUCUUGCGGAGGCUAGACUAGCAAAACAGUGCUAUGAAAAGACAAAGUGGAUGUUGGCUGCAAUUGGCAAGGUGAAACAUGAUGUAUUAGAGAAGGAGCUUGGUGAGGGCAGUCCUCCACGGCCUCGUGAUAUUUAUCGAAGGUUCAUGGCCUACGGCGUAGAUUUGUUACGUCUUAAAAUGCCAAAUGGUCGGAAAGCCAAAAACAGCGGCAACGUCAUGGCACUCCAUAAUGCAGAAGCCGCAAAAUUUUGGGGUAAUUACAACGCUAAAGAAUACAACGAUUCUCCUGCAACCAUUCCUCUGCUUACAAACGAAGAAGAAGAGAUAUACCGACCUCUUUACGAGAAACUUGUCGAUCACGAGAAAGUCAUGCAAGAACAAGGCGUCCAACACUUGGAAAAGAAUUUGAACAAAAAGUCGUUGAAGUGUGUUCGUAAGGUUGGAAAGAUGCUGGCCCGUGAUGGUGCACAUUUAAAAUUCAAAUACAUAUUGAUGGCUUCAAGUGCUCAUCCUCCAAACUCUAAGACUGGCGCUGGAUGGACCAGAAGGUUCACAACUGUACCCAGUGUUACCAGGUGGGCUGAUUGUGAAAUUGGCUUAGGUCCUGUCUUCGCUACCAUAGCACAAGGACAGUCAAUGAUCAAAGCCAUAUCCGAAGCAAAUAAGAAAACCCAAAAGAAACAAACUAGCAGUCAGCCUCAGCCAAGUGAUGUGUUGAAGACCAAGCUGGCGAGUCUCUUGAACAAACGACUUGUUGAUACACUUGGCUAUAAUCCCACUCGAGGUAAACAAUUUCCCCUUACCGGUGACCCAGUGGCAGGCCUUCUUAAGCGUAAGAUACCGGUGCAAAUUAUACAAGAACCCGGCUCCAAACUCAGCUCUGAAGAUUUGAAAGUCGGUCACAAGGCAAUGCACAAGGUGCAUCGGCAGGAAUGUAUGGAUGAUUUAACUACAAAUCAUUUUAGAUUGGAACUUCUGGAAGGACAUGAAAAAGAAGACAACACGAGUAAACCAGAACAAAAGACUAAAAGUAUUAAAAUUUCAAAUGGAAAAGGGAAGCGUGGCAAAAAAGUGAAGUCACAGGAGUUUGUAGACGAGGAGGAGGAGGUGGUGGAUGAUGAGGAUGAGGAUGAGGAUGAGGAUGAGGAUGAGGAUGAGGAUGAAGAUGAGGAUGAUGUUGAGGAUGAGAAUGUUGAGGAUGAUGAUGGUCAAUAG